Molecule: messenger RNA, 2060 nt
Organism: Nestor notabilis (Kea)
Lineage: Eukaryota; Metazoa; Chordata; Aves; Psittaciformes; Psittacidae
Gene: OSBPL8
Product: oxysterol binding protein-like 8
Exons: 14
Cellular component (GO): cytosol; intracellular membrane-bounded organelle; membrane
Molecular function (GO): cholesterol binding
Source: RefSeq, a predicted model, not a curated record
AUUCAAUAGCCUUUAUUUUUUUUGUAGGUUGAAUGACAGUGAAGUUGAAAGGCAUCACUUUAAAGAUCACGAUAUGUACUCUGACAAAUCUGAUAAGGAAAACGACCAUGACCACGAGGAAUCUGAUAAUGAUGGAUUGGGGAAAAGUGAAGAAAGCGAUAGCGACACAUCGGAGAGACAGGAUGAUUCUUACAUUGAUCCAGAACCAAUUGAUAUCAAGGAAACUACUUACGUAGAACAGAGUCAUGAAGAACUUGGGGAGGCUGGGGAAGCUGCUCAGACAGAAGUAGUGUCAGAAGAAAACAAAAGUCUGAUCUGGACACUACUGAAGCAAGUCCGGCCAGGAAUGGACUUAUCCAAGGUUGUACUGCCUACAUUUAUCUUGGAACCUCGUUCUUUCCUGGACAAGCUAUCUGAUUACUACUACCAUGCAGACUUUUUGUCUGAAGCUGCUCUUGAAGAGAAUGCUUACAACCGCAUGAAAAAAGUAGUGAAGUGGUAUUUGUCAGGAUUCUACAAAAAGCCAAAGGGACUAAAAAAGCCGUACAAUCCUAUACUUGGUGAGACUUUCCGCUGCAUGUGGAUUCAUCCAAGGACGAAUAGCAAGACGUUUUACAUUGCAGAACAGGUGUCACAUCAUCCUCCAAUAUCUGCCUUCUAUGUUAGUAACCGCAAGGAUGGUUUUUGCCUUAGUGGUAGCAUUCUGGCCAAAUCAAAAUUCUAUGGGAAUUCAUUAUCUGCCAUUCUAGAUGGAGAAGGAAGGCUAACAUUCCUAAACAGGGGAGAAGAUUAUGUAAUGACAAUGCCAUAUGCUCACUGUAAAGGAAUUCUUUAUGGCACAAUGACCUUAGAGCUUGGGGGAACAGUCAACAUCACCUGUGAGAAAACUGGCUACAGUGCAACAAUUGAAUUCAAACUCAAGCCUUUUUUGGGUAACAAUGACAGUGUUAACCAAAUAUCAGGGAAAAUUAAGCUUGGCAAAGAAGUUCUGGCUAUUUUGGAGGGUCACUGGGACAGUGAAGUUACUAUUAGUGACAAGAAGACAGAUGUUUCAGAGACAUUUUGGAACCCAACAUCUGAUAUCAAGCAGCGUAGAUUACCUAGAUACACAGUGAAGUUUGAAGAGCAAGAUGACUUUGAAUCAGAGAAGCUUUGGCAACAAGUGACAAGAGCAAUAAAUAAUAAAGACCAAACAGAAGCUACUCAAGAGAAAUACAUUCUGGAAGAAGCUCAGAGAAGGAGUGCCAAAGAGAGGAAACUUAAGGGUGAAGAGUGGACGUGCAAGCUGUUCGAUCAGGAUUCAGUCACAGGCGAAUGGCACUACAAAUAUGCAGAUACCAGACCAUGGGACCCUUUGAAUGAUAUGAUCCAAUUUGAAAAAGAUGGCACCAUCCAAACAAAAGUUCGACAUCGGACACCAAUGGUUAGUGUUCCAAAAAUCAAACGAAAGCCAGCCGGCCAGAAGAAAGGAGAGUGUGGUUUCUCAUCCCCGGAGCCUGAUAACCAGGAUUCCUCUGGGAGUGAAGCACAACUUCUGAAGCAUAAUACAAGAAUAAGAAAAAAAGGGGCAGAUCUUGGUGAACUGCAGAGUGCCAUUGAAUCUAUAAAGGAAACACAAGAAGAAAUUAAGAGGGACAUUAUGGCUCUGCGAAACAGAGUCGCUUCUAAUGCACCACCUGUGGACUACCAUUUCUUGCAGUUUAAGCACUAUGUCUUCAUUUCACUCGUGGUUCUGCUACAGCUUACCAUUAAUUUCUUGUUCAAAUAGGAAAUGUGAACAAGGGCCUUUCUGAACUGGAAUGAUCAAACUGUUACUGGGGACCAUAUUUUAAGUCACACUUUAAAUGAUGCAAUAUUAUCUAAAAGAGCCCUGUAGCAACAGCUUACAGAACUUUGCCUCAGCAUCCAUGGUUCAGAAUCAUACUCCCGUCUACCCAGUUGAAGUAAGAAUUGUGUAAGUGCCAGUACACUCUUGCUCCUGGUGUGUGCCUCUGUCUCACAGACAUAUGACAUCAGCCUUGUGUUUUCUAUUACGUCAUACGCUGUACCGAUGAAUCUUC